CUUUCACAUAUAAAUUUGGGAAAACAAAAUCCCUAAUAUUUUAUCCAUAAUUGUGAAAUCAUAAACAACGAAAUACCAAAUCAAAGUAAUUGCUAUACAUAUACUGAUAUACAUUCAUGCCUUGAUAUGUUGCUGAAUUGGCUCCAAAAACCCUAUUUCCCAUCUCAAAAUCCCAUUUCACAUAUAAAUAUCCCUAUGGACUUUUUGAAUCAUAAAGAAAUACAGAGCUAGUAAUGGCUGCAGAGGCUCCAUUUCGCUGCGAUCCCUGCUAUGGCAAACACUGCCAGCAUCGCUAUCCAGGUAAUUAACAUCAGUUUAUAGUUUUCUAUGAUCAUUCAACAAUUACAUUAAUGUCAAUGUUACUUAAUUUUGUAGGGUUGAAGGUUAUAUGGCCAGAGCUUAAAGGGGUAAAGGCAAGAAAGGCAAAGGAGAUAAUAGAGAAGGAGAACCCACAAGUAGAAGCAUACAUAGUUCCAGAGGGAAUGCCAAUUCCUGAGAUUAUGUGUUGCCACAGUGUGUUCUUGUAUGUCUCCUCCAAUUCCAAACAUGGAGAUUAUCACGAUGCUCCUGUCGUCAAGGUCCCUACUAUCGGAUGCUCUUAUCCUCCACUAUUUUAAUCCUCUAUCUUUUCAUGCAAGAGCAAGACUCUACC
Messenger RNA from Tripterygium wilfordii, 652 nucleotides. RefSeq names its product inhibitor of trypsin and hageman factor-like. The record is from RefSeq and is a predicted model, not a curated record. Gene Ontology annotation, biological process: response to wounding. The transcript has a single exon. Lineage: Eukaryota; Viridiplantae; Streptophyta; Magnoliopsida; Celastrales; Celastraceae. Gene Ontology annotation, molecular function: serine-type endopeptidase inhibitor activity. The coding region runs from base 351 to 617 and encodes 88 amino acids.